GAUUUUCACAGCUCGUAAUUACAAGUAGUCGUCGGUAUUUUGGAACAAAUAACAAUAUUAGGUUUGUUAAUCAACGGCGAUUGCAAUUAUUAGAGGCUGAGGCAAAUUCAUUUCCCAAUAACGUGGCCAAACAAGUUGAAUAUUAUAAAGAACUACUUAGAGCUAAUAAUCAUAGUGCGAUUAUCACUCGAUUCGAACGUGGGAGUUUUGCACAUGAUGAUGAAUGUUUUCGAGCGUAUAUCACUGCUUUGGCUAGAACGGGUCAAGCGGAUAAAGUCUUACCAAAAAUAAUGCAAAAAUUAGAACAAACUGGUGUUAUUGGCGUUGAUGGUGCUUCAAAGAGAGCAACUUCAACGAACGAUUUGGUACAUACAAUUUUUAAAGGCCAAGGAAAAAAGACUACAGCAGAAAGUGGAUCAUCAUCUACAGCAUCAAAUGCUGGUAAUAAAGAAAAUCCUAUUUAUGUUGUAAUUGAAGGAGCACGAGGAUAUAUGUUUUGGCGGGCUUUACGAUGGGUUGGCAUUACAUUCACAUAUGCCUUUUGUAUUAUUACUUUUCUUAGUAUUGCUAUGGAAAAUUCAGGACUAUUAAAGACCGGUGGAUCACAGUCGGAAUUUGAACCAUCUUCACAACAGGUGGUUAAAUUUUCUGAUGUGCAUGGUGUUGAUGAAGCCAAAGAAGAGUUGGAGGAAUUAGUUGAAUUCUUAAAAGACCCUUCAAAGUUUACAGGAUUAGGAGGGAGACUUCCAAAAGGUGUUUUACUUACUGGCCCUCCAGGUACUGGAAAAACAUUAUUAGCACGUGCUGUUGCGGGGGAAGCUGGUGUACCAUUCUUUUUUAUGUCCGGUUCAGAAUUUGAUGAAAUGUAUGUUGGAGUUGGAGCAAGAAGAGUGCGUGAACUCUUUGCUGCAGCGAGACGCAAAGCACCUAGUAUAGUUUUUAUAGAUGAAUUGGAUGCAAUUGGUUCAAAACGCAAUCCAAAGGAUCAAACAUAUAUGAAGCAAACACUUAAUCAAUUAUUAGUAGAUUUGGACGGAUUUUCACAAACUGAAGGGGUUAUUUUCAUAGCCGCAACAAAUUUUCCAGAACUUUUGGAUAAAGCAUUGGUUCGGCCUGGUCGUUUCGAUAGACAUGUAGCCGUACCACUACCAGAUGUGCAUGGUAGAGUGCAAAUUUUGUCACAUCAUUUAAAAAAUGUUCAAAUUUCCAUUGAUGUAGAUAUUAGCGUUAUAGCACGUGGAACACCAGGUUUUUCAGGUGCAGACUUAGCUAAUUUAGUUAACCAAGCGGCUAUUCAAGCUUCCAGAGAUGGCGCACAAGAAGUUGCAAUGCGACACAUGGAAUAUGCCAAAGAUAAAAUACUUAUGGGUGCAGAACGUAAAUCUGCCAUAAUAACAAGUGAAAAUAAAAAAUUAACAGCAUAUCAUGAAGGCGGACAUGCAUUGGUGGCCUUGUAUACGCCCGGGGCUUUACCAUUGCAUAAGGCUACAAUUAUGCCACGGGGUUCUACUCUUGGCAUGACAGUACAAUUGCCUGAAAUGGAUAAAGAUAAUUACACCAAAAAAGAAUUUCUUGCAAUGGUUGACGUUGCUAUGGGUGGAAGAGUUGCAGAAGAAAUGAUUUUUGGUAAAGAAAACGUUACAACAGGAUCACAUAACGAUAUUGCGAACGCAACAAAUGUUGCAAAACGUAUGGUGACGUUAUAUGGCAUGAGUGAUAAGGUUGGACCGGUAGCCCAUCCCGAAGAAGACAUGGAUCAAUUAAGUACUCAGACUAAAUUAAUUAUUGAAAGUGAGAUCAAGGCAUUAUUAGAGAAUGCUCAAAUUCGUGCGUCAAAUAUUUUAAAAGCUCAUAAAGAAGAAUUACAUCGGUUAGCAAAUGCUUUAAUUGAAUAUGAAACUCUUACACAAGAAGAAAUUGAGUCAGUCAUUAAAGGCAAAGCUAUUAAUCGAUGA
Messenger RNA from Dentiscutata heterogama, 1955 nucleotides. Lineage: Eukaryota; Fungi; Glomeromycota; Glomeromycetes; Diversisporales; Gigasporaceae. The record is from the annotation of a GenBank genome assembly.